CGAGUAUUGAUCUGUUAGUUAUGUCAUAAAUUCUAGAUAAAAGCAAGAGUUCCAACUAAUCGAAUUCCAGCGGCUAAAAAGAUAAGCUUCAAAAAAAUCCCAUUGGGGGGUUUGUGGCAGCUGGAGCCUGUCCUCGGCUGGGUAUUGUUCAGCGAAGGAGGCUAAAGCAAUUGGAAUUAGGGACACUCUAAGUUGGCUUAAGGAGGGAGGUUGGGACUUUCUUGAUAUAGAAUAAGAUGGCUAUUGAAAAGGAGGGUGUUUCUUCUCCGUUGGGGCUUAUUGUUGAUGAUAUAAGAGAUCCGAUGAAAGAAUUGAGGAGUACUUUGUAAUUUUGUCCAACGAUCUGUGAAAUGUGUCGCUCACGAGCCUGCUGGAGUGGCAUUUUCUUUUUCUGAUAGCCAUAGUUAGUUUAGUUAUCAGCCCAGUUGAUGUUUUGUUUGUAAAAAAUGUUUUCAGUUUCACAAAUAGUAUUAUGCAUUAUUUGUUUUUAAUACUAGCACGUCAAAGGGAAAACGAAUAAUUUUUUCAUCAUUAUUAUCUGUAAUUAUGAAACUGAUACACGUCGUUUUGGUCGUGUGUACCAGAGGGGCAUAAAAGGGGCCUAGUUAAUUCAUUGUCCACAAGCUUUCCUAAUUAUUUCCCUUUAGUUAUUCUAGUUGUUUCCUUUUAUUCUGCUUUCCUUAUCAUAGUUGUUUCCAUUUAGUUAGUCUUCCUUAUUUUAGCCAGUCUCUUAUUAAUGAGUAUGUAAUAGUUUAUACUAUCGUAUAUGUUUCCUAAUAUUAUUUAGGAACCUUAAUCUCUUGAUUUACUGGUGGAGCCAGGAAUCACUUUCCUUGCCUAGGGCAGGAAGUUGGGUUUUUUUUUUCCAACAUCAUAGCUUCAGAUCCCGUCUUUGAUUAUCAACGGCUUUGGACGAGAUCAUGUACCAGGGGCCUCAAGCCCUCAACAGAGACUUGAUAAAAUAAUGCUUUGAAGUAAGCAAAUUGACCACGACUUUGACUGUUACAAUGCGCAACAGAAAGAAGGAAAGGGGCAGGCAGAGUAACUAAUACACUUUGCCAGUUUGCCAUGUAAAAAGAGAAAACUAAUAAGCCUUGGCAAAAAGAGGAUAUAGCCCCCAAAUGAAAAAAAAAUGCGGAAAGAGGAGAACAAAUAUCUUUUUGGUACUCGAACUUCUUCCCUCUUCUUUUUCUUUUUCUUGAAAUUCUCAUAUUCCAAAUCCUUGAUAAGGAAGUGAAAGAGUUGGUUUGGCUGAAGUUGUUUUCCAAAUUCUUUUUCAGUUUUAACUGGUCAGACACUGUCUCAUUCUGGGGAGAGGAAAGGAAAGAGAGGGCCUUUGGAAGUGACACCUCGCCUAUCUCGAUCACAUUUACAUACUAUUUGCUUGAUUCUGUUUGCAAAUUUCAAUUGCUCCAUACCUGUCUAGUCUAAAUCAGAAAAGUUUAGAAUUUCAGCAACUGUCAGUGGAUCAAGAAUGUAUUCUUCCUAAGAAUGCUGCAUUAUUUAUUACUAGUAAAGAAGUGAUCUUUACUAAUCCAAAGCUGCAUUAUUUAUGCAUUCUUUAUUCCCGGUACCGAAUUUCAAUGCUGCAAUUUUGAACCAAAGCUGGGAGAUGAUCCUUCAUACAUAAUCUAUAGAGAAGUGAUCUUUUCUGCUGGAGAAUCCAUGAGAAUGGCGUCGUCUGAGAUCAAUUUAGUGAUGACAGCGAUCGGGUUUGCACUUAGUUCCAUGUUCAUAGUAUAUGUCUGCGCCAGGCUUAUCUGUGCUAGGAUUCUUCAAUACUACAAUCCCUCUGAUCAUAUCAUUAUAAGGCGCGGCUGUAAUGGUCUUGAUCCUUUAGUCAUAAGCAGCUUUCCUGUGAAGAAAUACAGUGAUGCUUUUUUUGCCUCCAUUCAAGAUGCUCAAUGCACAAUUUGCUUAGCGGAUUACCAAAGAGAAGACAGCUUACGCAUAUUGUCACCUUGUGCACAUUACUUCCACCCAGAAUGUAUUGACAUAUGGCUGCAAAACAACUCCACAUGCCCAGUUUGCCGCAUUUCCCUGCAAUCUCUUCCCCAGAAAAAGCAUUUCAUGGAACCAUUGUUCAGCUCAGCUGCCGGGUCACAACGCCAUUUUUGCUCCAUUUUCGCCUCUUCAAGAACACACAGAAGCCCAAUAAUGGACCCUCCAGUGACUGACCAUGGAGGUUUGUCAUCAGUGUGAGAGUAGGUACUAGCUUAGGUGGGAUACAUGCAUUAGAUUAGCCAGAGCUAGGAGCAAUGGUUCUAGCUGAACGUACGUAUUCAUAUCUCCCUAAGGUGGGUAAAAUGCAUAAAUCGUACCUAAACCGUUGGUAUUUUGAUUGCAUUUUGAAAUUUUAUAUAUUAGUUUAACUCUUGAAUGAAACAAAUCAAUAUCACAAUUAUACAUAAGCGUUUUGACCGGCAAUAUUAUUCGAAAUAUAAUCCCGUGUGACGACGGGAAAUCGAGGCGUAAAGUCGAC
This is a messenger RNA of Cuscuta epithymum, 2482 nucleotides long. The record is from the annotation of a GenBank genome assembly. NCBI's taxonomy places the organism in Eukaryota, Viridiplantae, Streptophyta, Magnoliopsida, Solanales, Convolvulaceae.